Messenger RNA from Scheffersomyces amazonensis, 2771 nucleotides. RefSeq names its product exomer complex subunit (gene BUD7). The record is from RefSeq and is a predicted model, not a curated record. Gene Ontology annotation, molecular function: protein binding. Gene Ontology annotation, biological process: Golgi to plasma membrane transport. NCBI's taxonomy places the organism in Eukaryota, Fungi, Ascomycota, Pichiomycetes, Serinales, Debaryomycetaceae. The transcript has a single exon. The coding region runs from base 258 to 2474 and encodes 738 amino acids. Gene Ontology annotation, cellular component: exomer complex.
AUUAAUAUAUUUAUAUAAUUAACCAUAAAAUUUUGUAAACUAUUGUAAUACUUCAAUAACUAGCUUUAUACUAAUUUUUAAUAGUGGAGAGGUCGUGUCAACGUGCAAAUUAGGGGCUUGUAUAGUAAUAAAAAAAAUCUAAACAACACAGCACCGGUCAGAAAAUUCAAAGUAACGAAUCUCGGCACAGACUAACUAUACACGGUAAGGAUUGUAUUUCACUCAGAAUAAAUUGAUUGUAAUAAGUGGAUCUAGAUAUGUUACCGACUACAUUGGCGUCUAUUCCCGAGGCCAAGGAAGAUUAUCCUGGUUCAUCAAUUACUGAAAGAACUAGUAGAUUACAUACAUUUAGUGAUUUAGGACCAGCCGAUUUAUGUAAUAUUCAUAAAGCUUCAAUUAAUUCAAAAAAGGGUACUGAACUUGGUACAUUUUUAUAUUUCACUGGAAUAGAUACAUCCAAUUCAGCUUCUAUUGCUGCUCAAUUACAAGGAUUAGCUACAUUAAUUUCAUCAAAAUCUCAAUAUUGGUUUGGAGAAAAGAAACAUUGGAAAGUUCCUGAAUUAACAUAUUGUUCAUACAAUGCAUUUUCAAAAGUUGAUAUGAGAGUUACUGUACAUAUUCCUGGUAAAUUUGAAAGUUCAGUAGUUAGUAGUGAUGGAAAAUUAAUUCAUGAUAAAAUAAGUAAUGAUGAUUUAGAAAAAUUAUGGUUAGAAACUUUUAUAACUUCUAUAGUAAGAUCAUUACUUGAUGAUGAAGAAGAUUCAAAUAAAGUAGGUGGAUUAGUUGAAGUACGUAAAAUUAAUCCCUUCAAUAAUGGUCAAUCAUCUAAAUAUGUUUUAAAUUCAUUUUUAGAUGGUUUUGAAAAAUUAUUUUAUGAAGGUCCAAAAUUAGGUUGUGGAAUUGAAAUUCCUCAACCUACAUUAAUUAAUAAUUAUUUGGUAGAUGGAUUUCUUAAGUGUGUUCAAUUUACUCAAUCUUAUGAGAAAGCUUUAGAGAUUUUAACUAGACUUGAAAAAACUGAACCAAGUGUUAUAACAUUAAUAGCUCAAGUACUAUUAUUAAAUGAUCAAGAAAUUGAAGCAGUAAAAUUAAUGAAUCAAGGUAUAACUCGAAAUAAAAGAGAUGCAGAUUUAUUGAUUCUUCAAACUCAAUUCUGUAUAGAUAAGAAAAGAUAUGAUUUAGCCUUAGAAUUAGCAAAACAAGCAGUAAAAUCUUCACCAUCUGAUUUUAAAACUUGGUCAACUUUAGUAAAAGUAUAUACAAAACUUGGAGAUUUUGAAAAUGCCUUAUUAACUUUAAAUUCUUGUCCAAUGAAUUCUCAUAAAGAAAAAUAUGUAUUGAGAAGAGUUGUUAAUUUAAGAGGAGGAAAUGAAGAUUUACAUUUACCAUUCCCAGUUGAUGUUACUUUAGAUGAAGUAUCAAAUUUACAAAGUAUUGAAGUAGCUCAAGAACAAAAAACAUUAGAUCCUCAAUUAUCUAAUUUACCUGCAGCCAAUUUAAAAUCCACAUUUGCUAAAGCUUAUGAAUUACUUACUGAUAUUGUUGCUAAAACAGGUUGGGAAGCUUUAUUAAAAUAUAGAGCUAAAGUCUUUGUUAUGGAAGAAGAAUAUCGUAAAGAUAGAAACAAUAGUACUAUCAGUAAUGGCCAUGCCAGAAAAAAUUCCACUAAUUCUACAUUAAAUGGAGAAACAACUACUGCUACAACUACAGCCACUAGUAAUCCAGAAAUUUCUGCUGCUAAUAGUGAAACUGAUGCAUCUUCAACAGUAGCAGUUAAAUCACCAAAAAAGGAAAUCGUUGAAGGAGAUGAGACUGAAGGAGAUGAUACAUAUGAAGAAGAAUUUAAAAAGAAAAGACUUUGUGAAAGAUGGUUGGAUAACUUAUUUAUGUUAUUAUAUGAAGAUUUGAGAGCAUAUACUAUGUGGCAAGCAGAAUCUGUUCAUUUCCAAGCUCAACAAAUGGAAUAUAAAAAGACUACUUUAGAAUGGGAAAUUUUAGGAUCUAUUGCAUACAGAUUGAAUCAUUUUAAAGAAGGUUCAGUGGCAUUUGGUAAUGCAUUAAGUGGUAGAUUUUCAGCUAAAUCUCAACGAGAAAUGCUUAAAUAUUAUCAAAUGGAAAGAACUAAAAUAUUAAGCAAGAAUUCCACUUCUAAUUCUAGUCAACAGUAUACUCAUAAUUAUAGUAAGAUUGUUAAUCAAUUAAAUGAAAGAAUAUUGGAAAGUGUAAUUAAAUUAUUGGUAUGGAAUCAUAGAUGGUAUAAUGAUUUCUCUCCUACAUUAAUUAAUGCAUUAAGUGAUUUAGUAGCUAAGGAAGGUUUAAUUAAAAUUCAAUCUUUAGUUCAAGCUGUUUAUUCCAAUCAUAUCAGUCCAACUCCUAGUAAUCCAGAUCAUCAAUCUAAUCAUGGUAUAACAGAUAUGAUGGAAGAUCUUUAUUUAUUCUUAAAAGCCUACGAAAUUAAUGGGUCUGACAAUUAAACUAAUCCGUCCUAGAAUUAUUACAAAAUGAUUACUCAAAAAUAAUGAUUAUAGAUUACUUCUCUUUCUCAAAUACCUCUGUUCUAUUAUCUGAGUUUAUUCAUCCUGUUUCUUCUUAAUGUGUUAAUACAAAAUACAUAUAUAUUGUACUGUCGCAGCCAUUUCGUUUCGCAAGUCCCUCACUUUUUUGCAACUCUUCCCCACAAUAUAAAAUUUGUUGUGUGCGUUACCUGUAGACACGCCUUAUUUAGGAAUAAUUAUAUGUCCAUUUUAUCAAUGCUAGGGUUUACAGUAGGU